AAAUCUAGGUAGUUCUAACUAGUCACUAUUUUAUACAUGUAAAUCUAGGUAGUUCUAACUAGUCACUGUUUUAUACAUGUAAAUCUAGGUAGUUCUAACUAGUCACUGUUUUAUACCUGUAAAUCUAGGUAGUUCUAACUAGUCACUGUUUUAUACAUGUAAAUCUAGGUAGUUCUAACUAGUCACUAUUUUAUACAGUCAUGUAAAUCUAGGUAGUUCUAACUAGUCACUGUUUUAUACAUGUAAAUGUAGGUAGUUCUAACUAGUCACUGUUUUAUACAUGUAAAUCUAGGAAGUUCUAACUAGUCACUGUUUUAUACAUGUAAAUCUAGGUAGUUCUAACUAGUCACUGUUUUAUACAUGUAAAUCUAGGUAGUUCUAACUAGUCACUGUUUUAUACAUGUAAAUCUAGGUUGUUCUAACUAGUCACUGUUUUAUACAGUCAUGUAAAUCUAGGGAGUUCUAACUAGUCACUGUUUUAUACAUGUAAAUCUAGGUAGUCCUCACUAGUCACUAUUUUAUACAUGUAAAUCUAGGUAGUUCUAACUAGUCACUGUUUUAUACCUGUAAAUCUAGGUAGUUCUAACUAGUCACUGUUUUAUACAUGUAAAUCUAGGUAGUUCUAACAAGUCACUGUUUUAUACAUGUAAAUCUAGGUAGUUCUAACUAGUCACUGUUUUAUACAUGUAAAUCUAGGUAGUUCUAACUAGUCACUAUUUUAUACAUGUAAAUUUAGGGAGUUCUAACUAGUCACUGUUUUAUACAUGUAAAUCUAGGUAGUCCUAACUAGUCACUAUUUUAUACAUGUAAAUCUAGGUAGUUCUAACUAGUCACUGUUUUAUACCUGUAAAUCUAGGUAGUUCUAACUAGUCACUGUUUUAUACAUGUAAAUCUAGGUAGUUCUAACUAGUCACUGUUUUAUACAUGUAAAUCUAGGUAGUUCUAACUAGUCACUGUUUUAUACAUGUAAAUCUAGGUAGUUCUAACAAGUCACUGUUUUAUACAGUCAUGAAAAUCUAGGUAGUUCUAACUAGUCACUGUUUUAUACAUGUAAAUCUAGGUAGUUCUAACUAGUCACUGUUUUAUACAUGUAAAUCUAGGUAGUUCUAACUAGUCACUGUUUUAUACAUGUAAAUCUAGGUAGUUCUAACUAGUCACUAUUUUAUACAUGUAAAUCUAGGUAGUUCUAACUAGUCACUGUUUUAUACAGUCAUGUAAAUCUAGGUAGUUCUAACAAGUCACUGUUUUAUAUAGUCAUGAAAAUCUAGGUAGUUCUAACUAGUCACUGUUUUAUACAUGUAAAUCUAGGUAGUUCUAACUAGUCACUGUUUUAUACAUGUAAAUCUAGGUAGUUCUAACUAGUCACUGUUUUAUACAUGUAAAUCUAGGUAGUUCUAACUAGUCACUGUUUUAUACAGUCAUGUAAAUCUAGGUAGUUCUAACUAGUCACUAUUUUAUACAUGUAAAUCUAGGUAGUUCUAACUAGUCACUGUUUUAUACAUGUAAAUCUAGGUAGUUCUAACUAGUCACUGUUUUAUACAUGUAAAUCUAGGUAGUUCUAACUAGUCACUGUUUUAUACAUGUAAAUCUAGGUAGUUCUAACUAGUCACUAUUUUAUACAGUCAUGUAAAUCUAGGUAGUUCUAACAAGUCACUGUUUUAUACAGUCAUGUAAAUCUAGGUAGUUCUAACUAGUCACUGUUUUAUACAUGUAAAUCUAGGUAGUUCUAACUAGUCACUGUUUUAUACAGUCAUGUAAAUCUAGGUAGUUCUAACUAGUCACUAUUUUAUACAGUCAUGUAAAUCUAGGUAGUUCUAAGAAGUCACUGUUUUAUACAGUCAUGUAAAUCUAGGUAGUUCUAACUAGUCACUGUUUUAUACAUGUAAAUCUAGGUAGUUCUAACUAGUCACUGUUUUAUACAUGUAAAUCUAGGUAGUUCUAACAAGUCAGUGUUUUAUACAGUCAUGUAAAUCUAGGUAUUUCAGAAAAAGAAAAGAACUUUUUUGUAUAGUGAUUUAAGGGGAAGGUAGCCAAAUUAAGAUACAUUUAGCAUGAUGUUUAGUUUAGAAUUUGUUGUUAGCUCACUUGAGCCAUAAACUCAGGUGAGCUUUUCUGAUUAACUGGUGUUCAUUGUCUGUCUGUCCAUUUGCCUGUCUGUCCCUGUCUGUCUGUAAAUGUUACACAAUUUUUACCUCAGAACCAUUGAGCUAAGUUCAAAGUUGCCAUAAGUCAUCCUUGGCUAAAGGAAAUGCAAAAUUGUUCAAGUGAAGGGUCACACCCAUGUCAAAGUGGAGAUCAUUCAUAAAUAGUGAAACUAUGGUAGCAUUUUUCUCUUAAGAACCACUGUAGCAAUUAAAAUCAAAGUACUGAAGGUACUGAAACGAGGUGACGUUUGGCAGUGAAUGGCAUUGAUUCUAAUGCAAGAUCGAAUUAAAUGAAGGAUAUAAUAUGUUGGAUGGUAUUAUUUGUAAUCCAGAAGCAUAUGUUAUACCUUCAAUUUGAGGUAAUGAAAUGUGUUAACUGUUGAAACAUUCUAAAACUGAGUAGCAAGCAUAAUUAACCUAUAUGUGAGGAAGAGGCCCAUAGGCCACAAUGCACAUCUGACCUACCAAGGAUGUGCUUAGUAGGAAGAUUUUUAAAAAUGUGGUCCCAUCCAACCCCUUGGAGUCGUAACUAAGACAAACUUGAAUCUAGACUAACUAAGGAUGCUUCCAUAUAUCAAUAUUUUUAAUGAUGCCUUUGCUGUUCUUGAGAAGAUUUUUUUUUUAAAAUCCUAUAUAUUUCAUUGUAAAGUAUUGAUCCCCAAUUGUUGGCAUACCCUACCCCUGGGGGUUAUUACUUGAACAUACUUGAAUCAACACUAUGAAACGAAGGUUUCACAUAAGUUACAGUGUUUUUUACUCUGUGGUUGUUGUUGAGAUUUGUAAAAAAAAAAAAUGUGACAAAAUUUUCACUAAUUCUUGGGUAUUUCCGCUUAAAAGAGUUCAUAUGAACAAAAUUGAUUGUAUUUCCCGUGCAUAAACUGGUAAAGCAGACACAUGAAGCAACUGGUUUUGAAUCCAAACAUUUUUGGGCAAGUCCUCUGGGUUAAGAUGUUCAUGUGGACAGGCCUGUCUUGCAUGCUUGUAUAAAACAUCACCUUUUUCGAGAACAAAAUGAAUAUCAUUCGCAUCCCAAUCUCCAAACAAUUUUUGGUUAACUGCAUUAAAUGCAAUGCACACAAGUGAAUUUGCUACACAUUGUUUACCUCUGCUAUAUUCGGAGAAAGUUUCUGACCCUUGAUGAAAGUUGGCAGACACGCAUUUCAAAAUUAUGGGAUCUUUUCUUACAUUGUGACUUUUUCUUUUUUUGACAGAUUUGGGCUCUCCCUUUGAUGACUAUCAAAAUCAUGAUUUUUUUCUUUUUUUGCUACCCUUCAUAUCUGAUGACGACAACAACUGUCAACUCUUGAAAUAACUCAUUCAAUUCUUGAGUCAAAGUUAAACCAGUCCAAGAAAAUUUCCACUCUUGAAAUAUCAACUCUUGAAAACAAGUGUCAACUCUUGAGAUAAUUCAUUCAACUCUUGAGAUAAAUCAUAUUUCGUGACAAAGAAAUGUAAACUUGAUUUCCAAUAUAUUACUUCCAAUGGAGUUCUUUUCUUGAAUAACAAAUAUAUUCACAAAAACAUGUUCAUUUAAAUUUCUUAAUCAAUGUUUACAGCUAUCUGACUUGACCAUGAAAGAGCGCGGGAAAUGGCGCUCGGCCCAUUCGAUCGAAGAUUACAUGUUUACACCCAGAUUUAGUAUUAAAAUCUCAAAAAAUGCGUCCAAAAGAAAUAUUUUGGUAAAAUUGUACGAAAUUAACACAUUGGGUUUCAGAUAAUUAUCUUGAGUUAAUGCGUUGGCAAGAAUAUAUCAGUUCUCUCAGGCAAGACGUUUUCUCCUUGUUGAUAAAUAGGAUAGCGUGGCGCGUAUGGAUACAGAGAAAUAGUGCAGAGUUUAAUAUUAAAAUUCUAAUUACACACAAUUUCUGCUUGAUAAAUACAACAGAUCACAUACAAGGAAGACUUCUUCAAUCUGACAUAAAACAGAAUUUAUAUAUAACAGUUUAAUAAAAAUGGAACAUAGUAUCAAUGUGAACUAUUUUUUGAUAGGCGAUAAAUCGGCUAAUUAACAUAAUUUUCAGACAUAAGAGGAGACAGCUGUUUACCCAGAAUUCCUAGAGAAUAAUAGACCAUGUUUUCCCUGUCUAUAUGUGAAAAUGCGAAUGAAUACAGAAGCAAUGCAAAUCGUUUCCUACAGUCCAAUUCUGUUUUUCUAAGAUCGUGGAAUAAAAUGUUGGCAAACGACAAAUAAUUUUGAUCUUGUUUACAAACCUAAACACUAAUUCGCGAUUCCUUUUGAUGUGUGGACUUUGUUUCAUAUCGAAGGGAUAAAAAUUGCGAUUUCAUAAAUUCUUAUUUAACUCGCUUAUCGUAGAGGGUAAACAUAUGGAUCCUAUAUCAAUCUCAAAGUGAAUUGUGACAGCUUUUACGUUGCAUUAGCAUAUGUGACAACAAAUUUCUUAUAUUAAAAAUCAAAGUGAUUUCGCAAAUGGUAGUGAUUAAAACAGGGCGCCAUUGAAGCUGGGGUCUGACAUACGAGGCUGACUUACGUCACCUCGAAAAAAUGAAGACAAAACUUAUGUGAAAGCUUCCUUAAUGAGUACUAGAUCAAAAAUUGGUUCAAAUUAAGGUAUGGAGGGGGCACAUUUUGGUGACACAGGUGAGCUUUGUGGCCCAUGGGCCUCUUCGAAAUUUAUUAAUAAGGAUUUUGCAUGAUGUUUUCAAAAUAUUACUGCUUUAAUUUUUUAAUCAUUAUUAGUUUAGUAUUGUACAAGCAGUUAUGCAAUAUAGAUCUCCAUAAAUAAAGUCUUAACUUUUUAAGAAUUGAAUUAAAUUUGUUGAAUAAGUUUUAUUGAAUUAUGUACUAUAGAUUGCUAUCCAACCUUAUUCAGAUUUCAUGUGGAUGCCUUUUUAGCUUUAUUGAAAUGUACAAAAAUAUAUUGCAUUCAAGAGUCUCGCUCAAACUCUUAAAACUUGAGGUAUUGAUAUAUUUCAGAUAUGGUCAUACAAAUAUAGAAGAAACUAUCAAGGAUAAAGAUGUAGAGUUGGAGGGCAUCAGAAAAUCUAGUGUGUGUUCUGUUUCAAGAAAACCAAUGCGAAAAAUACACUGCACAAAAUAUAAGCAGAGCAUAAGUACUAUGAAAAAUGACAAUAUUGAACCUUCAGAAGAGAUCAACUGGGUUAGCAAAUGCACAGGAGCAAAUGAUGAUGCAACUUGUUCUUCUGAAAUUAAUACAGAUUUCAUCUCAAGAAAUGUAAACAGCAUUGUGAAAACUGUUAGAGACAUUAUGAACUGCAGCUUAACCAAAUGUGAUGAGGUUGAACAUAAGCGGCAUCAUCAAUUCAUGAACAACCCUGAAAAGGUUUACAGGGACAAUUUUGUAAAAUAUUGUUUUGGAGCCAAUUAUAUUCAACCCGAGGAAUUAGAAUACCUUCAACAUUUUCUUUAUGAAAUGAUGUGCACCAGCAAAUUUUUACCAGGAUCUAUUUUCUCCCGUUACUCCACAUUUGUUGACUGCAAAAAUGAACAACUCGAGCAAAUCUUUAUUGUUUAUCCUUUAAUGGGACAUCAGUACUUAAAAUUUGUUGUUCUGAAAGAGGCCAUGAUACACUUAGUUUGCAUAAGCACUGGACUCCCUUAUGAAGAGGAAAAUGAAAGAUGCAUUAAAACAGAAAUGUCUGUAGCUGAAUUUAGAUGUGGCGCUAACUGAAAUUCAAGGAAGUUAUGGAUAAUUUUUUCGAUUUUGAGGGGAUGUUAUUUUCCAGAGAAUAUCUUAAAAACAGUCUACAGAUUUGAUUCAAACUUUGUAUAUAUAGUAUGUGUAUAACUAAGUUGUGCACCUGUAAUUUUUAUUGAGAUAAUUUAACAUUAAAGGAAGUUAUAGAUA
This is a messenger RNA of Ostrea edulis (European flat oyster), 5971 nucleotides long. RefSeq lists its product as uncharacterized. Bases 4943 to 5794 code for a protein of 283 amino acids. NCBI's taxonomy places the organism in Eukaryota, Metazoa, Mollusca, Bivalvia, Ostreida, Ostreidae. The record is from RefSeq and is a predicted model, not a curated record. The transcript is spliced from 11 exons.